AUGAGCACAUUUGACGUGGAUGACAUAUUGAGCCAAUUACAUGUGAAAGAAAAGGUCCAGCUACUUUCAUUGAAAGAUUUCUGGCACACAGCAAACAUCGAUCGGCUGAACAUCCCCUCUGUCAGACUCAGCGAUGGUCCUAACGGUGUGAGAGGAACCAAGUUUUUCAGAUCCGUGCCCUCCGCUUGCUUCAGUUCUGGCACUGCCCUGGCAGCGACCUUUAACAUGCCACUUCUGGAGCAAUUAGGCAAAUUAAUGGCCGAAGAAGCUCGUCACAAGGGUGCCCAUGUUAUUCUGGGACCAACUUGUAAUAUUGCUAGGGGACCUUUGGGGGGUCGGGGUUUUGAAUCCUUCAGCGAAGAUCCAUAUCUUUCCGGAAUUGCUGCAGCAGCAAUUAUCAAAGGUAUUGAAUCACAGGGCAUUGGAGCUACUCUCAAACAUUUCGUUUGUAACGAUCUUGAGGACGAGAGAAACUCAAUUGACGUGAUACUUUCGGAUCGAGCAUUGAGAGAGAUUUAUUUGCUACCGUUCCAGAUUGCAAUUAAGGAAGCCAAUCCCAAAUGUGUUAUGAGCUCAUACAACAAGGUGAUGGGAGAGCAUGUUUCGCAGUCAAAAAAGCUUCUUACCGACAUCCUUCGAAAAGAAUGGGGAUGGGAUGGUCUUACCAUGUCUGACUGGUUUGGAGUCUACUCCAUCAAAAGCUCCUUGGACGCUGGACUAGAUCUUGAGUGUCCCGGGUAUCCUCUCAUGCGUAAACACGACGCUUUAAUACAUGCGAUAUCUUCAAGAGAAAUCAACAUGGACGUGAUUGAUAUUCGUGUUAGAAAUAUUUUGAAGCUUGUUCAACAUGCCUUGAAGUCCAGCAUACCGCAAAAUGCUCCUGAAGAUUCUGAGAACAACACUCCUGAGACCUCUGCUUUGUUGAGAAAAGCAGCUUCCGAAGCUAUCGUCUUGCUAAAAAAUGAAAGUUCGAUCCUGCCACUCAAGCCUUCGGAUGAAAUUGCUGUUAUUGGACCAAAUGCAAGAAUCCCACGAAUGUAUGGAGGAGGGUCAGCCUCGGUCAAUUGUUAUUAUGGGAUUUCUGUUUAUGAUGGAAUCUCGAAUAAAAUUGGCUCGCAGCCGCCAUACUCUAUGGGAUGUGACAUUGCUCGCAAUAUGUUUGAUUUGGGUAAAUUGGCUUCAUACAAGGGAGAACCAGGAGUGCGGAUCAAGGUAUACAAGGAAGCUCCUGGUACACCUGACCGGAGCCUUAUUGAAGAGUUCAGAUAUGACUCCUUGCAACUACUGCUGUUCGACUACAAUCACGAAAAGCUUGACUCUUCACUAUUUUAUUUUGACAUUGAAGGAGAAUUCACUUCUGAUAAGGAUAUGAGUUACGAUAUACAUUUAUCCUGUUUGGGAACAGCAUUGCUUUACAUCAAUGGGGAGUUAUUUAUUGAUGAUAAAACCAAUCAAAAGAUGGGCUUUGCUGCCAUUGGUGCUAGCUCACUAGGUGACACCAAGACAAUCCACAUGAAAAAGGAUGAAAGAAUUGAAUUCAAAAUUGAGUUUGGGUCCGCUCCAACUUUCACCUUGGAGACGCUGGAUUUAGUAGCCUCAAACGGAGGUGGAUCACUUACGGUCGCUAUCGGGGAAAAAAUUACAGAUCAAAACAGAAUCAAUGACGCUGUGGAGCUUGCAAAGACAGCGGACAAAGUGAUUCUUUGUGUUGGGACUUCCAGUGAUUGGGAAAGUGAGGGUUUCGACCGACCACAUAUGGACUUGCCCAAAUCUCAAGGCAUCCUUAUCGAGGAGAUUCUGAAGGUUAACAAAAAUAUCAUUCUGGUAAACUUAUCAGGUACCCCAGUCACUCUCCCAUGGAUAGAUGAAAUUCCAGCUGUUGUUCAUGGCUGGUUCAAUGGUAUGGAGUCCGGAAAUGCUAUGGCGGAUGUUCUCUAUGGGGACGUAAAUGCAUCUGGUAAACUAUCUCUUUCUUGGCCAAAACGAUGCGAAGACAACCCAUCAUUCUUGAAUUUCAAAUCUGACAAGGGAAAAGUGGUUUAUGGCGAGGAUGUCUUUGUUGGGUACCGCUAUUACGAAAAAGUUUGCCGCGAGCCUCUUUUUGCAUUUGGUUACGGAUUAUCCUACACAGCUUUCAAUUUUGAUGGCCUGGAUGUAAAGGUAGCAGCGGACAACUUGGUUUGCACCUUGAAUAUCAAAAAUAUUGGCAAAUUGAGGGGGGCUGAAGUUGUACAGUUGUACGUGAUUCCCCCUUUGACCACCACUACUGUCUCUCGCCCACUGAAGGAGUUUAAAGGCUGUCAAAAGGUGUUCUUGGAACCUGGCCAAAAGAUCACAACUACCAUUUCCGUCCCAAUCAAGUACGCCUGCUCUUAUUUUGAUGUAGAGAGACAAAAAUGGUCGAUUGAAAGCGGAGAAUAUGGCGUGUUUAUUGGAAACUCCUCUGAUGCUAUGGAUGCCCUCAUUGGAAAGUUUGUUAUUCAGAAGCCUCUGCUCUGGAGUGGUCUUUAG
Messenger RNA from Ogataea parapolymorpha DL-1, 2511 nucleotides. Its product is annotated as beta-glucosidase I. Gene Ontology annotation, biological process: glucan catabolic process. Gene Ontology annotation, molecular function: beta-glucosidase activity. NCBI's taxonomy places the organism in Eukaryota, Fungi, Ascomycota, Pichiomycetes, Pichiales, Pichiaceae. The transcript has a single exon. Bases 1 to 2511 code for a protein of 836 amino acids. The record is from RefSeq and is a predicted model, not a curated record.